Messenger RNA from Physeter macrocephalus (sperm whale), 1129 nucleotides. RefSeq names its product aquaporin-12-like. Gene Ontology annotation, cellular component: cytoplasm. The record is from RefSeq and is a predicted model, not a curated record. Gene Ontology annotation, molecular function: channel activity. Lineage: Eukaryota; Metazoa; Chordata; Mammalia; Artiodactyla; Physeteridae.
GAGGGGACAAGGUGCAGGUGCAGGGAGCUGCCCGGCUGUGCCCGUGGGGCCCAGAGCCCGGUGGGGUGGGGGUCACAGGUGUGAGGGCACAGGUGUGAGGGCACAGGUGUGGCGAGGGCACAGGUGCGGCGAGGGCACAGGUGCGGUGAGGGCAGGGGUGUGAGGGCACAGGUGUGGCGAGGGCAGAGGUGUGAGGGCACAGGUGUGCUGAGGGCACAGGUAUGAGGGCACAGGUGUGGCGCUCCCACAGCCCCCACCCCCCGCCCUUGGGGCCGGGCUGCCAGCCCCUGACACGCCAGUCAGCUCAAGUCCCCUGCUAAGCCCGGGCCCUCUUGGAGCCUCCAGGCCGAUGGCCAGUCUGAACGCGUCCCUCUCCUUCUUUGCCACCUUCGCCCUCUGCCAGGUGGCCAGGAGGGCGGCCAAGGCCCUGCUCCCCGGGGGCACCUACGCCCACUCUGCCCGGGACGUGGUGGGCGCCACCCAGCUGGGGGCCUGCUGCCUGGAGAUGCCGACGCGGGUGCACGUCUGCCCGUGGGCAGGGGGCUUCGGCCCCGACCUGCUGCCGGCCGCCAUCCUGCCCCUCCUGGUGCACGGGGCCCCCCUGGACGGGGCCUCGGCCGAUCCCGCCGUGUCCCUGCAGGAGUUCCUCCUGGCCGGGGCCUCUCUGCCCGGCACGCUGCUGGACCUGGCAGCCCAGGCGCCGGGCAUGCGGGAGGCCUGUGCCCUGACGCGGCCCUGCCGGGUCUGGGGGCUCCGCGACGUGCGCGUCCUGCAGACCCUCAUGGCCGCGCACCGCGGCUCGGCCCUGCGCACGGCCGUCCGGCGCGCGCCGGUGGAGGGCUCCCGCGCCUUCCUCCCCUACCUGACCCUCCUCCGCGUCCAGAGCAGUCAUCCCGUCGACAGGGUGCCGGCCACCAGCAUGGCCUACACGGCUGGGCCCCUCACGUCUGCCUUCUUCAACCCCGCCCUGGCUGCCUCGGUCACCUUCCACUGCUCGGGGCACACACUGCUGGAGUACGCCCAGGUAUACCGGCUGGGCCCUCUGACAGGUGAGGGGCUCAGGGGUCCCUGGGGGCAGGUGGGCAAGGCCAGCCCUGGGCGGUGGCUCUUAUCUGGGGGACAGGAAUGA